GAGCGGGGAUGGAAAGCUGAAGAGUGGUGGGGGCAGGAAAUGGAAGGGUGGGGCGGAGCCCGGGAGCUGCGCAGCCUUUGGGAGACGUGGCAGCACUGAACUUGGCCCUGCGGCCGCGCUUUCUCCUGCCUCCGUCUCCCCAGCCUCAGUCACCUCCCAGGCUCUGGUGCCCGAGACCCGAGGGCCUGCCUCCGCGCCCCCGCAGCCUGGAGAGAGCAGGGGAACCGAGGGCCGACGCAGUGAUCUCCAGAAAUGGAAUGAUAGAACAGAACUUGUAUACAAGCCAGCAUUUGGAUAUGGAUACACAUUGAGCUGCCUCCUAUUCUUGCAGAGGUCAUGGAAGAAGUGACAUCGUGCUCCUUCAACAACCCUCUGUUCCAGCAGGAAGACAAGGGAGGGGUCACCUACCGGAUCCCAGCCCUGCUCUAUAUACCCCCCACCCACACCUUCCUGGCCUUUGCAGAGAAGCGCUCUACAAGCAGGGAUGAGGACGCUCUCCACCUGGUGCUGAGGCGAGGGCUGAGGACGGGGCACUUUGUACAGUGGGGACCAGUAACACCACUGAUGGAAGCCGUGUUACCUGGGCAUCGGACCAUGAACCCCUGUCCUGUAUGGGAGCGAAACACUGGCUGUGUGUACCUGUUCUUCAUUUGUGUGCAGGGCCAUGUCACCGAGCGUCACCAGAUUAUGACAGGCAGGAAUGCUGCUCGCCUCUGCUUCAUCUGCAGUCGGGAUUCUGGCUAUUCAUGGAGCAACGUGAGGGACCUGACUGAGGAGGUCAUUGGCCCGGAAGUGAAGCGUUGGGCCACAUUUGCUGUGGGCCCAGGUCAUGGCAUCCAGCUGCAGUCUGGGAGGCUCAUCAUCCCUGCAUACACCUACUACAUCCCUUACUGGUUCUUUUGCUUCCGGCUACCAUGUAAAGCCAGGCCUCAUUCCCUGAUGAUCUACAGUGAUGACCUAGGGACCACAUGGCACCAUGGCAGGCUCAUUAAGCCCAUGGUGACAGUGGAGUGCGAAGUGGCAGAGGUGACUGGGAGGGCCGGCCAUCCUGUGCUGUAUUGCAGUGCCCGGACACCAAACAGAUGCCGGGCAGAGGCUCUGAGCACUGACCAUGGUGAAUGUUUUCAGAGACCAGCCCUGAGCCAACAGCUCUGUGAGCCCCCUCGUGGCUGCCAAGGCAGUGUGGUGAGUUUCCGGCCCCUGGAGAUUCCAAAUGAAUGCCAGGACUGUAAUGGCAAAGAUACUCCUACUGUUCAGCAGAGCCCUCUGCUGGGCAGUUCUGUGAGGCCAGAGCAGGAAGCUGGAGCACUGUCAGAAUCAUGGCUCUUGUACUCACACCCAACCAGUAAGAAACGGAGGGUUAACCUAGGCAUCUACCUCAACCGGACCCCCUUGGAGGCUGCCUGCUGGUCCUCCCCCUGGAUCUUGCACUGCGGGCCCUGUGGCUACUCCGAUUUGGCUGCUGUGGAGGAGGGCUUGUUUGCGUGUUUGUUUGAGUGUGGGAUCAGACGGGAGUGUGAGCAGAUUGCCUUCCGCUUGUUCACAGACCAAGAGAUCCUGAGCCACGUGGAAGGUGACUACACCAGCCCUGGUAGGAACUCUGACCCGAUUCAAAACUAAUUGGCUUAGGAUCCAACUUUCCAUAGAAGGGAAACCAUUAGAAGGCAACCAUAGCCAGGAUCAUGGAGGCCAGGAUAGCAGAGCUUACGGAAGCCUACAGGGGAUCCCAAAACGCAAUAUUCUGCUCCCUACCUUUUUCACCUCUCAAAGAUAAAAUGAAAAAUUUGCCAUAGCUACUGUAGCCGAAGUAGCACUGAACUGUGUGAAUUGGGAGACCAUGAUAUCUUGGGUCUGCCAUGCUGGCUCUGGGACCUUGAACUCUCUGGGCCUCAGGUCUCCAUCUGUAAAAUGAGAGGAUUGGUCUGUGAUUUCUCUUCUUCCUGUCCCCAGGGAAGGCAGAGGGCCUGCUUGCUGCAUGAUCAGCAAGUCCUGGCUGCACAGAGGACUCUGGUAUCAAAAUGGAAAUCAUAGGACUCGUCUUUUCAAAUGACUGAGGUUCCAAGCAGAUGUCAUGUCAUGAAGAAGGAUCUGGAUGAUUUGUUCAGUAAUAGACGAGCUCUAUAGGCUAUCCAAGAGAAGUUGGGCAAAACAGAAACGAGGUCACCUACCUUCUUUAGCUUUGCAACUCUGCGCAACCUGCCCUUACGCAUCCAGAAAGCAUUAUUUCCUAGGGAGAGAAUGAGAGGCUCAAUACCAGUAGCCCAUAUUGUUUCUGAUGGCAUUAUUUCUAUGAAAUAUAACCUGAAGUUCAUUUAUUAGGAUGGUUCCUGAUGAGAAAAAGACAUGCCUUACGGCUUUAAAACAUUGGACAAAACUUCCCACAGUCUCUGCCCUCAAGGAGCUCACAGUUUAUGAGGCUAGAAGAGGGAGAAAAAAUUUUAAAAAAUGCAGUUUGUGGGAUAGUAGAUUUUGGGCUCUAAGUUGCAUAACUGAAGCUCAUCAUCUUAGUUGCAUCUUUAUUGUUCCUGGAGUCAUCUGCCCCAGGGCUUGUCCAGGCUGCUAGGUUUCCCCUAAGUUUGUUUUUCUUAGACUAUUGUCCCGGCCCAGCCACUCUAUUUGCCAGUGGAGAAACUCUUCACCCUUAGGAAGGUCUUGGACCCUCCAAACCGCUGAGUCUGGCCUGCUUGGACCUCCUGGAAUCACUGUUUUCGAAGUGAGAUGACCCUGGUCUAAUAGUUUUGGGGCUGGGCUUUACUAAUACUGGGUUCUCAGAUGAUACCAGAUUGGUUGCUCUUAUUUUAGGUUGUUUCCCCCGUAGCCUGUUACUUUGAGGGAAAUCCUAUCAUGAGAGAUUUCUUUUUUGUCCCUCUUAAAUCGGUAUAUCAGCUAACUACAGGGUGGGACAAAAGUAGAUUUACAGUUGUUCAUAUGGAAAAUAAUACAAUAAUUAAUAAAUAAUAGUACAAGAAUAAACUGUGUUUCAUGUACUCAGAACUUUGUCCUACCCUGUAUGUAUGGCGCUAGGUAAUGGCCCAGAGAGCAAGUCUUAGUGGUAGAGCAUAGCCUAGGAUGCACCCGUCAGAUGCGGGAGGAGUCCUAUGGGAGGAAAGUAGGGAUUAACUUCACCUACUUCGGCAUGUAGCUUAAGCCAGUGUCUUAGGGUGGCCUGUCAUACCUUCGUCAUUAUCUUCUCAGUAGUCAGCUAUGAUCAUUCACUCAUCUAUACAUUUAUGUAGCUAUUUCUUGAGUGCCUGUGCAUAAUAAUGUAAGGUGCUUUCUGUUGCCAUUUCCUGGUUGAAAAUAAUUUGUGGCUCCUCAUUGCCUAUUAAAGGCAACAAUUAGCCUGGCAUGUAGGAUGAAA
Messenger RNA from Myotis lucifugus (little brown bat), 3361 nucleotides. RefSeq names its product neuraminidase 3 (gene NEU3). Gene Ontology annotation, cellular component: cytoplasm; lysosome; membrane. Gene Ontology annotation, molecular function: exo-alpha-sialidase activity. Gene Ontology annotation, biological process: ganglioside catabolic process; oligosaccharide catabolic process. The coding region runs from base 337 to 1620 and encodes 427 amino acids. The transcript is spliced from 4 exons. The record is from RefSeq and is a predicted model, not a curated record. NCBI's taxonomy places the organism in Eukaryota, Metazoa, Chordata, Mammalia, Chiroptera, Vespertilionidae.